AAGAGAAGAAAGCGCAGGCGGUCGUGGAACUUUAUAAGAAGGAUGGCUGCACGCUGGGACUGACUGUAUCGGGGGGCAUCGACAAGGGAUGCAAACCCUUCAUCUCAAACCUACGUGCUGGCGGCAUCGCCCACAGGAGCGAUGCGCUGGAGGUGGGAGAUCGAAUUCUCUCCGUCAAUGGCAUUCGAACUCUCAACCUGAAACACGACGAGGUCAUCAACCUGAUGAAGAAUGCAGGUCAGAAGGUCACGCUAGAGGUCGAAUACGAGGUGCCACAGUCAC
Priapulus caudatus is the source of this 282-nucleotide messenger RNA. RefSeq names its product glutamate receptor-interacting protein 2-like. Gene Ontology annotation, biological process: neurotransmitter receptor transport, endosome to postsynaptic membrane. Lineage: Eukaryota; Metazoa; Priapulida; Priapulimorpha; Priapulimorphida; Priapulidae. The record is from RefSeq and is a predicted model, not a curated record. Gene Ontology annotation, molecular function: protein binding.